This is a messenger RNA of Onychostoma macrolepis, 2553 nucleotides long. RefSeq lists its product as uncharacterized. The transcript is spliced from 4 exons. The record is from RefSeq and is a predicted model, not a curated record. NCBI's taxonomy places the organism in Eukaryota, Metazoa, Chordata, Actinopteri, Cypriniformes, Cyprinidae. Gene Ontology annotation, biological process: immune response; positive regulation of T cell proliferation; negative regulation of T cell proliferation. Gene Ontology annotation, cellular component: external side of plasma membrane. Bases 1501 to 2403 code for a protein of 300 amino acids.
UAGGCGCACCCAGAGCUAAGUCUCGUUGUUCAGGUUGCUAGAUCUGUAAUUUUGUCUUUAAGCGAUUUCUUGUUUUAAUAACCAGUGUAACGACAACACAGAAACAAAGUUAUGUUCUUUUUGUAGCGUACGUUGUUUGUUUACCUUAUUAUGUUAAUCUCAUUUAUAAUAUUUUACAUGAAGUUCUGUCCUUCUGUUUAAAACACUGCGUCUAUAAUUUGACCCAAUUAAUAUAAAAAUCACUGUGUAUGUGUGUGUGUGUGUGUGUGUGAGAGAGAGAGAGAGAGAGAGAGAGAGUGAAUGAAGGGAAUUAUUUUCAUCCGAUGAUGUAACGUUAUAUUAGGAGAUAAUUAGGCUAAGAUAAUUAGCAAAGUAUAAACAGCGAUAAAAAGCGUUAUGAAACUCUCGCCUACGCCUUUGUCGUGUGCUUUUUAUAUGAUAGCAACAGCAGCCAACUCGGUUUAAGAAAAACAUUGAUCACUACACAUUAAUGCAAAAUCUUUGGGACGUUGCUGUUAUAUUCAAGAAUGUGUGCUCGUAAACAUUAAUUAAUAUUAAUACUAUUAAUUAUCAUUAUUAUUUCUCUUAUUAUAUAAUUCUCUAUUAUUAUUUAUUUUUUACAAUUUAUUAAACACUUGAUUAGGAAAUACAAAAGUGAAAAAACAUACGUCAAGGAAAAGAGCCAGUGGUUCAAGGAUGGCCAAACAAUACACAGCAAUUAAAAUUCAAGAGAGAGAGAUACAUUAAAAAUAAAUAAAUAAAUGAGAAAAAUAAAUAAAUAGCCUAAAUAAAUAAAUAAGCAGAUCAUAUACAAUAAGCAUAACAAUCUUUCCUACAAAACAUAAAUUCAUAUUAUUAAAUAAAAAUGACCAAAGAUGAGCACACAUUAAACGUUUUAGUUGUCUUUCUGUUACAGGAGGUAGACAUAUGUGACCCUGGACCACAAAACCAGUCAUAAGGGUAAAAUUUUUUAAAUUGAGAUUUGCUUCAGGACAAUAUCUGGCCGAGAUACAACUAUUUGAAAAUCUGGAAUCUGAGGGUGCAAGAAAAAAUAAAAUAUUGAGAAAAUCACCUUUAAAGUUGUCUAAAUAAAGUCCUUAGCAAUGCACAUUACUAAUCAAAAAUUAAAUUUUCAUACGGAAGGAUUUUUGGCAUAAAUGAAAAAUCGAUAAUUUUCAAUGUAUUGUUGGCUAUUGCUACAAAUAUACCCGUGCUAUUUAUGACUGGUUUUGUGGUUCAAGGUCACAAAUAGUUCUCUGUUAUGGAUCCGUGACAAGUGAAACCAUGACUGACUGCAGAGGAGGCGGAGCUUCAGAUAAAUACAAUGGCGGGGUGGACUGACAUCUCAAAGCUCGGCAGGUGUAAUCGGGACAGGAUCUCUGCUGUUGAUCUCCGACCGCUUCCCCGACCUACAACAGAGGACUUCAUCUCGAAGUUCAUCUGGUGUGAUUCAGGGGUUUACAGAGGAUUUACCUGUUACCACCGGCCGUGGACCGUGAUAUGAACCUUAAAGUGUUGUGCCUGUCUCUCCUUCUUUCUGAAGCCUCCUGUUUCACUGAGUUUGAGAUUACUGUUCCUAGAGACACUGUCACUGGGUUUUACGGCGAGGCGCUGAUCCUCCCCUGCAGCUUCCCUGUGGACAGCUCAUGGGAUCUGAGAAGCACCGUUAUCACCUGGCAGCGUGGACUGGAUGUUGUUCACAGCUUCUACUACAGUCAGGACCAGCUCGACCGUCAGAAUCGGCAUUAUGUCAACCGCACCAGUCUGUUCAUUCAGGAGAUGGCAAGAGGAAACGCAUCACUCAAACUGGACGAAGUCAGUCUUCAGGACGCCGGCAUGUACACCUGCUCCGUCAGCACGAACACUGGCAGCCAGAAGAAGAGCUUUGGAGUGAAUAUUGCAGCGUUCUACUCUGAACCUCGUCUGCAGUUCUCAUUGUUAACUGAUGGAGUGAAUCUUCUGGUGACCUCAGAUGGGGGUUACCCUUCUCCCACACUGCAGUGGCUGAUGGAGAACUCAGACAUCACUAACCAGACACAAACACGCCUCACGCAGGACACACAGACAGGACUUUAUGUUGUGUCAAGUUGGAUAAGUCUCACCGAAGUGUCAAAUUCCUCUUUGACGUUCAUACUGCACAACAAACACCUGGGACAAGACAUCAGGAGAGACAUCCAGCUCUACUCCGAUAAGAGUGAGAGGCAAGGAGAGUCAGCAUACAGAUGUCAUGGAUGCUUCAUAUAUAUCCCAGUUAUUCUGCUGCUGCUGCUGCUGCUGAUCGUGAUGAGUGUAUUGUUUGUGUUCAUUAAAAGAAGAAGAGAACAGACCAAACAAAAUGGCUUUACGGAAAUGGGACACCCUUCUGAAAUUCAGAUUCUUAAUGGAAAACCAUUAUGUCCAUAAUGGUUGUUACAAAACCACUUCAACGAACAGUUAUCCUAUUUAUGAAACUUAUGAAAAAUGUUCUGUGAUUUGCAUGAUGAUAUAUAACAGCAUUAUAUAUAAUUUUUUAUUGUUUACAGUGAAAUGCAAUAUAUAUAUAUAUAUAUAUAU